Molecule: messenger RNA, 5393 nt
Organism: Nomascus leucogenys (northern white-cheeked gibbon)
Lineage: Eukaryota; Metazoa; Chordata; Mammalia; Primates; Hylobatidae
Gene: RAB15
Product: RAB15, member RAS oncogene family
Exons: 7
Coding region: 2294-2848 (184 amino acids)
Biological process (GO): Rab protein signal transduction
Molecular function (GO): GTPase activity; GTP binding
Source: RefSeq, a predicted model, not a curated record
AUUUCUAACAAGUCCCAGGUGAUGCUGAUGCUGAGGGUCCAGGGACACGCUUUGAGAACAGCUUGUUACUCAGGCGAUAUGUGGACAGUAGCGUCAUCUUCACCUGGGAGCUUCCUGCAGCAUCUCAGGCCUUGCCCCACACCUACCGGAUCAGAAUCUGCAUUUUAACUCAAUCCCCACGUGAUUCUCAUGUACCUGGAAGUUUGAGAAAUACGACCUUAGAGGAGCCAGAAUGUGAAACCACUGGAGGCAGAGAUAGAUGGAGAAUAUCUCUUCUUCCCACGGAUACUAAAGAUGCAACAAAAAGGGCUGACUCUCUGGGUGUGCACCCAGGUGGGGUUGAUGAGGACCGAAAAGAGGCGAGAUGUGGAUAGAGGACUCUUCCCUGAGGGAAGGCAGAGAGAACAUAGGAAAAUCUGAAGAAAGGAGGUGGCUUCAGAGGAAAGGCAUUCAUCGGGGCCAUAAAACAGUGGAGAAGGUAUCCUGCUGAGAGCACAGGGGUGGGGAGGGGGUGCCCUGGAGCUGAAGCCUUCAGUGGGAGGACAGUGAUAGGUGAACACACAUGUGAAUAAACAGUUUGCUAAGCAGCUGCGAGGGCUGGCCAAGGUGAGAAAGCAUCCGUCUGCAGAGGCCUCAAUAAGGCCAGUGUGUUGACUUUGUCCUGCGGUGUGCUCAGCAGUGGAAAAAACCAACAGCUAUGCAGGGAGAGGGAAGGAGCCACGAUGGGCACGGGUUACUGGGGCCAGGGCUUGACUAGUAGGUGGACACAGAGGAAGGCCCAGGCUGUGUGGGAACAGAGCGCAGAAGCAAUAGAUUCCUCUUGAAGAUCCUUGGGCUGUUAACCUUUUUUAAACUUAAGAGAGGUUGUGUGGGCGGGGAGGGAGGAAGGAAAAUCCUUCGGAAGACAUAGACUUACUCUGUUUCUUCCAUCAUAUGUGAAUAAAUAUGGAUAGCCAAGAGGUGAAUAAAACAUGUGUUCCCAGGUGGCCAGUGAGACCUAGGUUGCAAGAUGGUGGGGUGUGGGUGAGGCCGGGGAGUGCUGCAAGCCCCAGAAUCCCCCAGCCUUGGUCCCCCGCCACAUAGCUAAGAAGUGAGGGAGGAGGUGAGAAGGAGUCACUGCCCAGCCUCACUUCCGGUGGAGUACGCUGUCUCCUUGUCAGUUCUGUCUCUGGGGACAGUUGCCUGCUUUCACCUCUCCCUCCAUCCCCUCUUCUCUCACAGGGAAAAAUUCACCUUAAUAUUGGAAGUUCCUCUCCUAGCAAAGUCCUUCUCAAGCACCCACAGGCAAACAGGAAACUAAGCAGAGUUAGGGCUUCCAUGCCUAGCCAACUACACGACUCUCCUCUCGCUUCCCUAAAAACUAGCGCAAGGGGCAGCGUGGGUUCCGGCAUAGAUGGACCUGUGUUGGAAUCUCUGCACGUGCUGUGCUGACCCUGGCUAGCAGUUGACCUCUCUGAGCCUUUGUUUCCUUUCCACUAGACUCCCUGAGGGUAGGGGCUGUGUCUUUUUCACUGCUCUGUCUGCACUGAGCACUGUGCAGGGCACAUAGGAAGUUCCCAUAAACGUUUGUGGGAUAAAGGAAAUAAAACCUUCUCUCUUCCUGUCCCCCUUGUGAUGGCUUUGCACAAGGCACUGUCCUUGGCCAGGUUUGCUAGGCUAGUGUGAGGAUAAACUAGGUAUAUUACAAAUUGGAGAAAAUUUCUCGUUCUUCUUGGGAGAAGGUGCUGUACAAUGAAACAAGAAUGUCUUGAUUCCCUUCUAUGCCAGGUACUGGGGAGAAACAGGUGCCUCAUAACCAUUGAUCCAGGCAGCAAUAAGCAUACUCCUGCUUCCCAAGGCCUGAUGCCUCUCUCCUUCUUCCCUUCCUUCUUCCCUCCUCCUCUUCACUCUUUCUCUGCACACAUGGAAGAAUGGCUGCUAGGCAUUGCCCAUUUGGAAAAGUACAGCUCAAUGGAUAUGAAUCAGCUUGGGCAGGCGAAAAAUGAUUCACGUCUGACCAAAUCGAUUUAGUUCAGGUUGCCCGUUCUGCAUCUUUUUUCCCUUGUAAUUAAAUGAUGAUUGGUCUUGAUGGUGGGAAGGAAGAGACAGAAUUUAAUUUGUUUGCCUUUGUAGAAAGCUGGGGACAGCACAGAUAAGGGAAGAUGUCUCCCAUUUGGCAAAUAACUGAUGCGGAGGUGGAGUGGCAGUGGUGAUGGGGAUGCUGGCACCUUCGGGCCUCGUGGGCCGGGCAGUGCAGCUGGUGGCAGACGGUUCAGAACUCUACCAUGUUCCCAUCUGAAAACCAUGGCUGAUCAUGCCCACUCCUGACCUUGCUCCAGGGAGUACACAAAGACGUGUUGACUUUAAGAUGAAGACCAUAGAGGUAGAUGGCAUCAAAGUGCGGAUACAGAUUUGGGACACCGCAGGGCAGGAGAGAUACCAGACCAUCACAAAGCAGUACUAUCGGCGGGCCCAGGGGAUAUUUUUGGUCUACGAUAUUAGCAGCGAGCGCUCUUACCAGCACAUCAUGAAGUGGGUCAGUGACGUGGAUGAGUACGCACCAGAAGGCGUCCAGAAGAUCCUUAUUGGGAAUAAGGCUGAUGAGGAGCAGAAACGGCAGGUGGGAAGAGAGCAAGGGCAGCAGCUGGCGAAGGAGUAUGGCAUGGACUUCUAUGAAACAAGUGCCUGCACCAACCUCAACAUUAAAGAGUCAUUCACGCGUCUGACGGAGCUGGUGCUGCAGGCCCACAGGAAGGAGCUGGAAGGCCUCCGGGUGCGUGCCAGCAACGAGUUGGCAUUGGCAGAGCUGGAGGAGGAGGAGGGCAAACCCGAGGGCCCAGCGAACUCUUCGAAAACCUGCUGGUGCUGAGUCCUGUAUGGGGCACCCCACACAACACCCCUCUUCCCUCAGGAGGCCCAUGGGCAGACAGGGGAGCCGGGGCUUUGCCCUGCUGCUGUCCUCUUGUGUGAUGACCCUAUUGAGUAUCAGUAGCCACUACUCCCCCUGCCUGGCCCUGAGAGCGGCUCUGCUGUCAUCUCAAGCAGCCCCUGCCUCCAGCCCGUCCACCCUGGAGUGGUCUUCUUCAGCCUAUUUCCCCAGCCACAGGCCUGCUACGACCCCCAUGAUGUGCCGCAAGCACUGUCUCACCACCCCGCACUCGCCAAACAACAGCCGGGGCUGGAGUCCAGGCCACUUUCAACUCCUCCUUUCUCCGUGCAUCUUGUCUCCUCUCUGCUUUUUCUCUCUUCCCCCACUUCUCUUUCUCUGACCCCUCCCCUCCAGUGCGUUUAGUAUCAAAGCUCCUCAAACCCCCUCCCCCGUGUGUCCUGCUGUGUGGCAGCUGCCACAGCUCCCUCUUUCCUUCAUUCCUAACUGUCCGAGGGGAUGGACCCAGGCUCGUGGGGAGGUUCCACCCUUGGAUCCAGGAAGAACCCUCCACCCUGCCUCGUCGGUGGGCCAAAGGCUACAGGGUGCUUCUUCCUCUUCCCCUCCCCACUGUCCCUCGUGUACCAUGGGCCUGCCCCCCCAGUGACCUGUGAAAGUGGAGCAUCGAGGUAGGAGGGAAACGGCAACCGGGGAGUCCUCGAGCCUGGGGCCGCCUUACCUCUACCCAUUCCCCUACCAGAGCUUUGCUCUCGCUUGGCUGCCCGCCUGCCUCUUUGGGGAACUGAGCUCAGAGGCAGGUGCUUCAGAGAAGGAAACAAAAUGAGGGGUGGCAGGGAUAAAAAGUCACCUCCAUUCUCUACCUCCCAUGCAGCAUGAACUCAAUUUCUCUCCACCUGGCUCCCGAAUUUAAAGAUAUGGACCAAGGCCUGUGGGUACUCCAGGGGCAAGGAGAGCCCCGGGGUUAGUGACACUGUCAGGCCAACCAUGCACUCCAGAAAGGGGAGCAUUUGGAAAUGAAGGACUAGCUCCUAUGUAUCAGGUUAAGAGCAAGGGAGAGCUGGCCAGGGACAGCAGUUUGCACGGCAGAGGGGAAUGUAGCAACAGCAGGGCCUCCUGGGCCCCAUCUUCCAUUUCUUAGGUAAGAAGAGCAUUUCCUCAGACUCCCAGGCGGAGGACUGAGCCUAGCCUUCAGCAACCAAGGUUCUCCUGGGACCCAAAGUUUAUGGGAGAAGGGCAAAGCCUCCAUGGGAAGAAAGAAGGAAGGCCCUGGGUAGAAAGGCUUGGUGCUGUUUUCUUCAGCCUUUAAGACAAAGCGCUCAUCUUGCCCUCUAGCUCCUGAUAGGCUUGAGGGUUUGCCAACCACACUGUGGCUACAGGUGGAGGGAAGAGGACUCCCUCCUCCAGAGUGCUAUGUUCAGGAAGUUUCUUUAACCCCAUAUGGCCCAAGAGUAGCUUGUAGGAGGCCCUUUAAAGAUGGAACAAGUAAUUUACCAGUUCUACUGGGGUUCCUGCCCACCUUCCCAAGGUGGGCAAGGCCUAGGAAGAGGGUCGUUCUUAAGCCACACAUUAGCUGCAUUGCAUGGCUGUAGCCAAAACAAAGAACUGGGUGUUGAGUAUUCAUCAACUAAGGACCAAAAUCCAGGGCACUCAUAUGUGAAGGAUAAGAACCUCACUUCCUUACUCCUCCAAAAAGAGGUGGGGAAAGAACCACCAGACCUUUCCUCCUGACUUACCAAACCAGGAAACAGCAGGAGAGGGUGGCUCAGGACUUAGGGACAGGGUAUAGCUUAGAUGGUAGAAAGCAAAGGAGAGCAGGAAGUUGUAAAUCACUGGCUAAUGAGAAACAGAGAGAGCUGACUCUAGGAUGAAGCUGUGACUAGGCUGGAGUUGCUUUCUUGAAGAUGGGACUCCUUGGGUAUCAAGACCUAUGCCACAUCACACUGGGGCUAGGGAGGUAGGUGAUGCCAGCCCUCAAGUCUGUCUUCAGCCAGGGACUUGAGAAGUUAUAUUGGGCAGUGGCUCCAAUCUGUGGACCAGUAUUUCAGCUUUCCCUGAAGAUCAGGCAGGGUGCCAUUCAUUGUCUUUCUCUCCUAGCCCCCUCAGGAAAGAAGGACUACAUUUGUACUGUACCCUAGGGGUUCUGGAAGGGAAAACACGGAAUCGGGAGUCUAUAGACUGAUAGGCCCUAUCCACAAGGGCCAUGACUGGGAAAAGGUAUGGGAGCAGAUGGAGAAUUGGGAUUUUAGGGUGCAGCUACACUCACCCUAAACUUCUGUUGGCCUGGGGCAUGUCUUGAGGCCCAGACUGUUAAGCAGGCUCUGCUGGCCUGUUUACUCGUCACCACCUCUGCACCUGCUGUCUUGAGACUCCAUCCAGCCCCAGGCACGCCACCUGCUCCUGAGCCCCCACUAUCUCCCUGUGACGGGUGAAUUUCGUGUACUGUGUCUCGGGUCCAUAUAUGAAUUGUGAGCAGGGUUCAUCUAUUUUAAACACAGAUGUUUACAAAAUAAAGAUUAUUUCAAACCAC